UUUUUAUUUAAUAAAAUAAUAAAAGUUAAGAGAAAUGAACAAGAUCAUAUUGUUAACAUUGAUAGGUUUAAUAAGUGUAUCAGGAUUCGAUAUAGAUUUCUCUUUGUUGUUGCAAGUACAUAAAGAGUUGAUAGAUUUAUUUAGACAGGAUCAGAAUCAAAUGAUGCAGUAUAAGCAGUUUAUGACUUAUUGAAUGAUUUGAAGACAAGUAACAUAGAAGCCCAAGGAGUUGCAGAUGAAAAAAACAUUUCAGAUGAAGAAAUAGGUUAAGCUAGAAUAGCUGCUUUAUCAAAAGUGAAUGAAUUAAAUUAAAAAGCAUGGGCCAGUGCUAAAGCUAGAAGAGAGUAAAUUGGAAUUGAAUAUAGAGUAAUUAAAUCCUCUAUUAUUUUAAGGAAGCUACAGAUUAUAUUGCUUGGGCUACUUAAAGAUUAGCUGAUAUUGAUAGAAGAUCAAUUGAACUAUAAGAAUUAAGGUGUUUCUCAAAUGGUUUAUUUGUAAGAGCUAUUAAAUAACAUAAUGAUGCACUUGGAGUUAUAAGAGUAUUAAAAAAUGAUUUGAGUGGAUAUUUAACAGGAUAACCCUCUUCAUUAAUAGAAGUGAAUGUCUAAAAUGUUUCAGAUAAAUUAAAAUAAUACAGUCAAUUAUUUAAUUAAGAUGCCAUGACUAAAUUUACUUAAUUAGCUGCAGAAUAAGCAUCAGGAAAUGCAGAAUUACAUGCACUUGGAUAAGAUGAAGGAUCUUCAUCAUCUUCUAGAUAACCAGGUAAUAAUGUUGGAUAACUUGUAUAUAAUGCAUUAUCUGAUCUUGAAGAUUAAUUAAGAACUUCACUUUCUAAUCUGGAAUCAAAUGAAAUCUCUGCCUAUUAUCAAUUAGCUGAUUGGCUUGCUGAUACUGAAUCUGAAGUUGCUCAUCUUAAUGAUGAAAUCUAAAGAAAAACAUAAUUAUAAGAUAAAUUAGUUGUGGUACACAUUUCAAUCCUAUCUUUUCUUAGUAAGAAUAAGCUGCUCUUGCUGUUUAAGCUAAAGCUAACAGUGUUUUGAAGGAUUCAUAAAAUGCUAUUAAUGCUGCAACUGCUUCCUUGUAAGAAUUAAGAGAUUUAUAUGAAACUGAAUUAAAUAGAAGAAAUGGUAUCAAUUCAAAUUAUUUUCAUAGAGGAAAAUGCUAUCAUUGAUGAAGUCAUUCACAUUUUCAAAUAAUAGGUUUUAGAAAUGGCUAAUCAAACCUCAUAUGGAAAGAAAUGAGUUUAAGACUUAUUUUCACACAAACCAAUUUAAAAUAU
Paramecium sonneborni is the source of this 1279-nucleotide messenger RNA. Lineage: Eukaryota; Ciliophora; Oligohymenophorea; Peniculida; Parameciidae. The record is from the annotation of a GenBank genome assembly.